Peronospora belbahrii is the source of this 1143-nucleotide messenger RNA. Lineage: Eukaryota; Oomycota; Peronosporomycetes; Peronosporales; Peronosporaceae. The record is from the annotation of a GenBank genome assembly.
AUGGUAAAGGAGCCUUUUACUUUGAAUCCGUAUCCAGGCCUCGUGCUCUCAGAAUCGGACCAAGCGGAACUGUUGCAACUGGAAAGUGACUUGAUCCUUGAAAUUUUUCCAAAGUAUGAAGCGUAUGUGGUUCAAGACAAGCAGCACGUAAAUAGCGUCCAAUGGAGACCGAUCGGCGACGACAAAAACUUGCACGUCUAUGUUGAGCGAGAAGGUUGGAAUGAUGAACCUGAGAAUAGUGAUCCGUCCACUCCAGAAUCUAAGGACAACUGGCAAAAGCAUAUGCCAGUCCUUCUCGUAGUGGGAACGUUUCAGGGAGAGAUGAACGACCUCAUGUUCGGCACUGUAAAUCCAAGUCAAGAUAUCAUGCGCAUCAAAGCCUCGUACGUAAAAGACUACAGCGAUGGCGCCGUCUUGGCCAACAUCGCGAUGCCAACUCCUGAAUACCCCUUCCGUUCAGUAUCCGUCAAAUGGACGCAGAUCAACCUGCCUCUUAAUCAAACUGGCCUGCUGCUUCACUCGAUCGACUUUCCAAACACCCAGCCACUACCUGGAACGAUUCGUGCCAGACACAAGAUCAUUGGUUUCUACCGGCAAAUAAGUCGCAACGUUAUCGACACUUUUGCAUACGACACAGUGCACCCAGGUGGCAAGAUUUUUCGAUCUGUUGCUCUAGAAGCUUCUGCAAAGGCCCUACUUUCCACCACAAACUACGUGGUUUGUGGACAAGCCAAAAAAUUGACGUGGAAACUUCAGCAUCGACAUGCAGAGACGCGGCUGGAUCGGCACCGAAGUAGCGCUCGCAGUGGGCUCGUUGGUAAUAAUUUGUGUGGAGUGUGUGCGCGAAAUCUCGCGCCAAGACGCUUUGGACUUCCGCGGAUUGGCUCUCUUGGUAGAAGUGUUUGUAAGCUCUGUAUGAAUCCUGUGUGCCACAAGUGCAAACGACCCAAGGGAAUUAGCUUUCUCACUCCGGACGGAAAGCUUUUGCGUCGCAAAAUUACGUUCUGUGUCGUGUGUGUAAGCGAAGUCACGCAUAUGGAUGCAUUGCACGCUGCACAAGACCAAGCGGGAGGAUAUCUAGCUUAUAGCGUUAUGGCGUCCCUCUCUGGGUCUGAUAUCCUUUCGGACGACCUCAACGUCUGA